Molecule: messenger RNA, 846 nt
Organism: Venustampulla echinocandica
Lineage: Eukaryota; Fungi; Ascomycota; Leotiomycetes; Helotiales; Pleuroascaceae
Exons: 3
Coding region: 1-846 (281 amino acids)
Biological process (GO): mycotoxin biosynthetic process
Source: RefSeq, a predicted model, not a curated record
AUGUACACCUCACUGAAAGGCGAGAGCGAGCAUGGCUCAUCGUCAUUUGAGGCCCAAGAGCAAUUGCUGUCGAAAGGGUUCGUACAGUACAACAGCUCUACUAGAAAUCAUAAUCGAAUCCUCCUCCACAUAUUUGUCGCUUUUAUGAGCACCAUAUCUGCUUUUGCCUUGGGUGUUUUUCUUGGGAGUCAAAAGUCCGCCUGGUUUCAGAGGGAAUGUAUUACACAAGUUCAGAAGUACUCUCCAAUCCUCAAGAAAGUUGACACGUCGCUGCAUACGGUUCGGUUUAACGGCUCGCUCCUGAAGGAGAACGUUUUUCGACAAAGUGCCGGACCUGAAGUUGAUGCCGCAUGGGGGUCGAUUGGUGUUAAUUAUAGGAGUUUGGCUGUUCCCGCCAGCGAAGCCACCGAAUCCGGCCUGUUACUAGACCAAGUGAAGAUUUCCUCUAGAUAUGGCGGUGGCUUCCCCGCCAAUGUCGAAGGACUGCAUCAUCUCCACUGCCUUGAUCUACUUCGGCAAGCGCUCUAUUUCAACUAUGAUUAUUACCAUGCUCGAGGUAAUGGUGCAUUCAAGAAUAAAGACAACAUCGUUCGCUUUCAUGUAACCCAUUGCCUCGACAUCAUCCGCCAGCAGUUGAUGUGCAUGCCCGAUACUGGACUUCUCGGCCAAGUCUGGUGGGACUUGCAUGCACCAAAAGCGUUUGUGGACUUCAACACUGAGCAUAAAUGCAAAAACUUCGAAGCAAUUAGACAGUGGGCUGAGGAGCGACAGAUCCCGAAGCAAGUGCCAAAUGACUUCUUACAACCACCCCAGGAAGGUGAUAGGAUAUAUGAAGAGAUUCCAUGA